GGGUGGGGGGUGGGGGGUGGUGCACGAGCCCCUAAGUGCGGAAGCGUUCGGGAGAUAAAUGCUUAAAUUCCUGAGAGAAGCGUAGGACUCAACUUGAGGCUACGAGAGAGAGGUGGGUCAGGAACCAGCGAAGAGGGAGCAGCUCUUCGUAAACAAGGGGAAACGGAGUCAGACGAUCAAAAUAGUUUUGAGAACUGAGCGACGGCCCGACCGCACAAUCCAGGGAACUGCGGAGAGGAAAGCGAGUGGAAGAAGGAGGAGGCAGGAGGUGGAAAAACCCUCCGCAGGAAAGUAUGCGACGAACCAGUGACCCUCCCAGCUGUCUCCGGAGCGCGUGACGUUCCCCGAAGCCUCGCGUCUCCGCCGGACUCCAGACUGGGGGCCGCUGCCGGGAAACGCUCCGCUCUUCGGCUCCGGCUCCGGCUCCUGCGACUGUACAUUUCUGUGGCUUCGCCGUAGUACACAAUAUAGCGCGGCCCCCCCAUGGAGACCGUCACCAUGCUGCCUCUAACUCGGGUGGCCGUAUGCGGUGGGACUCAUGGCAACGAGCUGUCCGGCGUCUACCUGGUACGGGAGCUGCAAAAGAAUGAUGGCGGGAAAGCCGAGGAGCAGGGCGGGGCGGCGGAAACCGUCUCUGUGCUCAAAGUGCUCUCGAACCCGCGUGCCGUGCAGCAGUGCAGGAGGUACAUGGAAAAGGAUCUGAACCGCUGCUUCACCAACGCCCUCCUCAGCACACCCGCUGGAAAGGAAACUCUGUAUGAAAUUGUGAGAGCUCAGGAGCUGAAUGCCCUUCUGGGCCCCAAGGGCAGCCCGGAGGCCGUAGACCUGGUGUGUGACCUCCACAACACCACCAGCAACAUGGGCUUGUGCUUCAUCAGCUACUCGCAGUGCAACUGGAUCGGUCCGCACAUCUUCCGGCAUCUCCAGAGGGAGAUUUCCUCCAUGCCAAUGAGGUACAUCCACUUGGGGGGUCCUUCCUCUGAGGCAUACUCACUGGAGAGUGUGGGGAAGUGUGGCUUUGGCAUGGAGGUGGGGCCUCAACCUCACGGAGUGGUCCGGGCCGACAUCUUCAGCGCCAUGUGGGACGGAGUGCGGCUCAUGCUGGACUGGAUUCGUCGCUUCAAUGCAGGUACUACCUUUGAGGGAGGGGAGGUAGAGGUGUACACCAUGGUGAAGAAAAUGGACUUCCCCCGGGACCCAGAAACAGAAUCCAUCACUGCCACCAUCCAUCCAGAGCUGCAGGACCGAGACUUUCGUCUCCUCUGUCCUGGGGACCCGCUGUUCCUGUCCUUCACCGGGGAGACCCAGCGGUACGAGGGGGAGGAGCCUUUGUACCCACUCUUCGUGAACGAGGCUGCCUACUACGAGAAGGGCAUCGCUCUGUGGCUCGCCCGCAUGACAAAGAUGGCUUUCCCACCCAUACGGGUGAAGGCGGGUGCUGAGUAAUUGCUCAUAAUUUUCACUCGACAUACGUUCUCAAACAUUGCUGAGAAAAACACCAAAUGCAAACAUUCCUUCAGCAAAAUAUCCACCUUUAAUAAAUGUUGUAUUCCAGAUACCAGAACAGCAUAACAAAUAGGUUAUGCAAUGUUAACAGGCUGGUUGAGAACCAAUCAAUAAAAAAAAAGAGAUUACUAAAGCUCAGGAACAAAGGAGGUGGAGUGUAUGGCUCUGAACUGCAGGAGUGAGCUCUGCAUACUCUCAAAAAAUAUAUCAAAGACAAGUUUACGAGCAAGUUGUGAUUUGAUUAAAAACCCUCUCACAUGCA
Messenger RNA from Scleropages formosus (Asian bonytongue), 1768 nucleotides. Its product is annotated as N-acyl-aromatic-L-amino acid amidohydrolase (carboxylate-forming) B-like. The coding region runs from base 484 to 1446 and encodes 320 amino acids. Gene Ontology annotation, molecular function: aminoacylase activity; hydrolase activity, acting on ester bonds. NCBI's taxonomy places the organism in Eukaryota, Metazoa, Chordata, Actinopteri, Osteoglossiformes, Osteoglossidae. The record is from RefSeq and is a predicted model, not a curated record. Gene Ontology annotation, cellular component: cytosol. The transcript is spliced from 8 exons.